UGGUUGUAUCAUAGAAGCAAGGAUUGAAAAGUUGGGGGAAUGUCUCAGUUCUUUCACCACGAAUCCAUGCGAAUUGCCUCCGGCUCACUGUUUGGCACUGCGUCGGAAGCGCUGCAAGCAAAGAUGAAGAAAGUUAAGAGGAAGGAUCGGGAGUGCCAGGCUUUCUUCAUGAAGGUCGUGAAAAGCCCUUUCUUCCAGGUGCUGAUGAUCAGCACGGUCACCACCAACGCUCUUUUCAUGGUCUUGGGGACGGAUUAUGACAUAAAGUACAGAAUAUUCCAAGUCUUUGAGGUGUCAGAGAUUCUCUUUGUCACCAUCUACACCUGUGAGUUCAUCAUGAAGGUCUAUGUGGAGCCCACCAAAUACUGGAGAGAUGGCUAUAACCUACUGGAUGUGAUCAUCAUCAUCAUUGUCUUGAUACCCUAUGUCCUCCGCAAGAGCAAGGGAAGCCGCUACAGCUUCCUCAACAUUGCUGAUGGUAUCCAGUCCCUGCGGAUCCUCAAAGUUAUCCCUUACAGCAGAGGCAUCAGGACUCUCAUCACCGCUGUGGGGCAGACAGUCUACACUGUGGCGUCUGUGCUGACCCUGCUCUUCGUCCUCAUGUUCAUCUUCGCUAUCCUGGGAUUCUGUCUGUUUGGAGGUCGGGAGAAGGGUGAUCUGAAUAACUGGGGGAACCUGGCUGCAGCUUUCUUUACUCUCUUCAGUUUGGCCACGGUUGAUGGCUGGACAGACCUGCAGGAAGAGCUGGACAAGAGGAAGUUUACUAUAAGCCGGGCAUUUACCAUCAUCUUCAUCUUGCUUGCUUCCUUCAUCUUCCUCAACAUGUUUGUGGGUGUGAUGAUCAUGCAUACAGAGGACUCCAUCAAAAAAUUUGAGCGGGAGUUGACGGCGGAGAGGCACCUGACACUUAUGGAGGAGAGGCAAAUGAUCCUGAGGCGUCAGCAAGAGGAAGUUGGCAGGCUGAUGAACACACAGAAAAGUGGUGGCAAGAGCUUCACCACGCUGGUGGAGGACUUCAGAAAGACCCUGCGGCACACGGACCCUAUGGUCCUGGAUGAUUUUGGCACCAGCCUCCCCUUCAUCGAUAUCUACUUCUCCACUCUGGACAAUCAGGACAACACCAUCAGCAAGCUUCAGGAGCUGUACUAUGAGAUUGUGCACGUGCUGAACCUCAUGCUUGAAGACAUGCCUCAGGAGAAUUCAUCUGAAAGCUCGGCUGUGACAUAUUAGACGUAGUUGGGAGAGCGUGACCUCAAAGGCCGUGAUGGUUCCAUUAAACACGAGC
Molecule: messenger RNA, 1285 nt
Organism: Acomys russatus (golden spiny mouse)
Lineage: Eukaryota; Metazoa; Chordata; Mammalia; Rodentia; Muridae
Gene: Catsper3
Product: cation channel sperm associated 3
Exons: 8
Coding region: 40-1230 (396 amino acids)
Biological process (GO): monoatomic ion transport; transmembrane transport
Cellular component (GO): membrane
Molecular function (GO): monoatomic ion channel activity
Source: RefSeq, a predicted model, not a curated record